AUGCAGGGCGCAGCCAAUAGGAGAGUGGAGCCGGCUGCAGGUCGCGCCUGUGGGAUGGAGGCAGAUGAGGCGCUGCUGGUGCCGCUGCGGGAGCUGGGGGUGCCUGAGGCGGCGGCGCGCCGGCCGGGGCCGGGCUCACGCCGCUCUCUUCUCUUCCCCCCCCCCCCCCAGGCGCUGGCCCUGACCGGGAAUGUGUCCGCGGAGGCGGCGGCGCAGCUCUACUUCGGUGGCCUGGAGACGCAGGAGCAGGCGGAUGGCGGCGGCUGCUACAAGAUGGUGUUUGUGGUGAACACGGAGCUCGCCAUGGGCGUCGGGAAGAUAGCAGCCCAGGUCGGACAUGCAGCUGUUGGCCUGUACCAGUUAAUACAGGAAAAAUCCACUGGGAGGGAGAUGAUCUGUCAGUGGGAUGAAUAUGGUGCGAAGAAGGUUGUAGUUCAAGGAUCAAACACUGCCCACCUGAUGGAUUUGCAAGCAUUGGCUUUGAGCCUGGAGCUGCCAACAUACUUGGUGCAGGAUGCAGGGAGAACACAGGUUCCAGCUGGAUCUUACACUGUCCUUGCCAUUAUCGGAGAAGAAGAAAUAGUGAAUCAGGUGACUGGGAAGCUGAGGCUGUUGAACUGAGAGCAGCACCAAAGCCUAUUAUUUUGUGCUGUACCUGACUACAUGCCGUGGAAUUUGCAAGCAACCUAUAUGCAAUGUGGAGAAAGAAGCACCUGUUAACAGCAUCUCAGGUCCUUCAUCGAGUCAUGGGAACCAGACAGCUACUCCCCUUUCUGCCUGCUGAAGCUGCAGGGGAAGCAUGAUGCUAGGGUGAGGAGGCAGCACUCUUCCUUCCAUUUGAAGGAGUCUGUCUUGCUAGACCAGGACUGUGAGAGGUAGUAUUGCUGCUCUACUGCAGGUGGAUUAGAGAGACUGCUGCACAUUUCUACCUCUAGCUUCCCUAGAAAUUGUCUUGGAAAAACAAGGCUUGUAUUUUCUGAAACAUGCUUAUGAACAAGAUGAAAUUCUGACAG
Emys orbicularis (European pond turtle) is the source of this 1013-nucleotide messenger RNA. RefSeq names its product probable peptidyl-tRNA hydrolase 2. The transcript is spliced from 6 exons. The record is from RefSeq and is a predicted model, not a curated record. Gene Ontology annotation, molecular function: peptidyl-tRNA hydrolase activity. The coding region runs from base 1 to 621 and encodes 206 amino acids. Gene Ontology annotation, cellular component: cytosol; mitochondrion. Lineage: Eukaryota; Metazoa; Chordata; Testudines; Emydidae.